AUGGUCGAGUGGUUCUUCGAGCACUUUUCAGGGAGCGAAGUCCCGUCCGCAGCAGUUGCUGCAGCUGCAGGGGGCGGCCACUUGCCUGUGCUUGAGUAUCUACGGGCAAACGACGCUGGGAGGGACUGCAGCCGCGUGGAGGUGCAGGUGGUGCUGGACGAGGACAAGUGGACGGACAGCGUCCCCGUCAUGCCCGAAGGCUGGAAGGGACCCGUUGCGCGGUGGCUGUUCGACUCCACGCCCCGCGUAAUUGACGAGCGUGAGAAGAACCAGAUAGUUGAACUGGCGGUGAACAUCGGCGCUUUUGAGAUUGCCGAGCUCUUCAUGCCUCCAGACGCAAAUCUGGGCGACUAUGUCGACGUUCGGCUGCAGACAGCAGCCAUUGAACCACUGAUUGAGCGCGGAUGUUUACAACAGAGUAAAGACGUCUCAGCCAUUGCGAUUUGGACCCUCGCACGCGAUGGGAACUUGGACAUGAUGAAGCGAGUGGCGGCGCUACAUCGGCGUUACUCCAGGAAAAAGGGGAGCGAGUGGACGAGGUACUGGCAAUCUGCUUUCAACAGCGCGAUUGGUCGUGGAGAUAUCCCCAUGCUGAAGUGGAUGAUGACGCACCCUACCGUGCGUAGAAUCUGCAAGGACAUGAAAGAGGACGAGUGGGAGAAUUUCGAUUGGUUACUCCACAAGGCAGCGGACGGAGGGCAUGUCGAGGCGCUGGAGUAUUUCGUAGAGCAAGGGUGCUCCGAUAGGCACGGGCAGGCGCUAACUAACGCGUGCCGUAAAGGCCAUUUCGACUGUGUGAAGUGGCUGGUCGAGCGAUUCUCAUCGUACCAGGAAACCAGUUCUCCGGUGGUUGAAGCAGCUCGUGCGGGCCAUUUAGAGAUUUUGCAGUUUUUCCACGACCAUGAAUUAUCUGCAGGAGGGCGUGCUGAGGGUGAGACCAGCCCUAAAAGAAGGCGAACGGACCCGACGAGCGCUUUCUGGUCGAGAUCUCGUGACGCAUUCGACGAGGCAGCAAGCAAUGGCCAUUUAGAGGUCUUAAAGUGGCUGCAUGCCAACAGAUUUGAGGGAUCGACAGCUAAAGCGAUGGACUCGGCUGCGCGUAAUGGCCACUUGGAAGUUGUCAAAUGGCUCCAUGAGAACACAACCGCCGGCUGCACGACGCGGGCGAUGGAUGCAGCCGCUUCAAAUGGCCACUUGGAAGUUGUGAAGUGGUUACACGCCAACCGUAGCGAUGGGUGCACGAUGAGAGCGGUUGAAAACGCGAGCGGGUAUGGAAACCUACGCGUUGCGAGCUGGUUGUGCUGGUACUACCCCGAGUUCGUGCCGUCGCGCAACCGCCUCUGGAUGUACCCGGAGAACCUGUUUGACACGCUGCUAUUUAUCCAAGUGAACUACCCGGAUCUGUUUACUCUGGAAUUUGGGCGUGGCACCAAGGCUGAUCUUUCUGACGAGAUUGCGAGGGGGAGUGAAACUCUCGUCAAAAAGUGGUUAGCUGAAAAGUACCCCGGGCGCCCCAGUAACGAGAGAGAAGUCUUCUUCUGGAUGAUGUAA
Molecule: messenger RNA, 1551 nt
Organism: Phytophthora sojae
Lineage: Eukaryota; Oomycota; Peronosporomycetes; Peronosporales; Peronosporaceae
Exons: 3
Coding region: 1-1551 (516 amino acids)
Molecular function (GO): protein binding
Source: RefSeq, a predicted model, not a curated record